AUGGGUCAUCCUGGGAUUCAGACGUGGAUAUGGACACUAUGUGUCUUCCUAAGCUGGAUGGGUGUGGUUCCAGCAGUUGCGGGGCCGCAGUACAUGGUAGCCGUUCCUGCAGUUCUUGAAGCUGGAGCUGAGACCAAAUUCUGUGCGAGUCUUCUGCAGCCCAAUGAGACUGUGGUCAUGACUGUCACUUUGCGGUCCCCAGAGACGAAUACAACCCUCUUCCAGAAGACGUCCAGUGAAGAGUUUCAUACCUGCGUUCAGUUUAAGGUUCCUUUAGUGAUGAAUGAAGUGGUGCAUAAGUUGGAGGUGGAGGUACAAGGAAACACAUUUUACUCAAAAGAAGUCAGGAAAGUCAUGACCAGAGCCUUUGAACCCAUGACAUUCAUCCAAACAGAUAAACCAAUCUACCUCCCUGGACAAACAGUGCAUUUCAGAGUCAUCACACUUGACACCAAGUUUAGACCUGCCAGUGAGCUGUACAAUAUGAUCGAAUUUGAGGAUGCACAAAGCAACAGGAUUGGACAGUGGCUGAACAAAACAUCCAACGGGAAAAUAUUGCAGCUUUCGUACUCCUUGAACUCUGAGGCCCGUGAAGGAACCUACAAAAUUAUUGUGACGAUUCAGGGAAGGAAAAUAAAUCACAUGUUCAAAGUGGAGAAAUAUGUUUUGCCUAAAUUUGAGGUAAAAGUAAAAUUAGCUGAAGAAGCGAGUAUUGGACAGAAGGAAAUUGAAGCUGAAGUAUGUGCAAAGUAUACAUAUGGUCAGCCUGUGCCGGGCAGUGUUAACGUUGAGGUGUGCCGACCUCUUAAGCGCUAUUUCCAUGGUGUCAAUUUAAUCACCCUUGAUCAUCCUGAGGGAAUCCCUGAGAUAACUGCUCCAUGCCACAAGGAGACAAAGCAGACGGACAAGAAAGGCUGUGCCACUUUUAUCUUCAUGAUGUCCACUUUCACAAAAAUUGACAAAAAGGUCUUGCAAGAUGUAUUGGAUCUGAGGGCCGCAGUGGAAGAGGAAGGGACAGGUAUUUCACAUCCAGAAGUGAAGAGAAUAAGGAUUUCUUAUGUUGUUGGAAAGCUGUCCUUUAUUGACACACCCAAGAUUUACGACCAAGGAUCAGAUGUGGAGGGAAAGGUUAAAGCAGUUUAUUACAAUAACACCCCCAUUCCGGACAUGCCGUUGUACUUGUUUGAGGGAGAAAGGUGGGCAUCACGUCGGCUAGAGAAUCUCACAACAGACAGCGAUGGUGUCGCCGCUUUCUCACUUAGCACAGCUAAUUUUCAAGGGAACAUCCACCUCCAUGUCAGCAACACGCCAACACGCCAGUACACUGAUCACAGAACUGCAUACUAUGAGGUUGGAGAUCACACGUUUUCUUUGGCCCAACUUUCCUCUCCGGAUACUAAAACCGUCAGCUUCCUAGAGGUGAAGAAGAAGGAUACACCACUUGUCUGUGACAGAGAAGAAAGCAUCUCCGUUCAAUACACAGUGGUUGGAGAGGCCCAGGGCUCUGUGGGUGUGAUAUAUCUGGUCUUAUCCAAAGGAGCCAUUGUCAUGCAAGGACUUAAACAAAUUAAAGUGCAAGAUAAAUCAGUGACUGAGGGCGAGGUGUCCUUCGACUUCAAAGUGUCUCCAGAGAUGGCACCAGAAGUCCAGGUUGUGGCUUACGCCAUCCUCCCGAGUGAGAGCGUGAUCGCCCACAGUGCUGACUUCUCCACUGAGAAAUGCUUUGAGCACAAGGUGUCGCUGGAGUUUUCUUCGCCCUCAGCAGUCCCAGGAGAGGAAGCCACCCUGCAGGUGAAGGCCCACCCAGACUCUCUGUGUGGUGUGAGCGCUGUUGACCAGAGUGUCCUCAUCAAGGAGCCAGGGAAGACCCUGGAUGCAGACAAGAUAUUUGGCUUGUUGCCUGUCAGAAAAUUGUUCUAUAUUCCAUAUGAAAUUCAAGAUCCUGCAGAGUGCUUGCAUGUGAGACCUAGAAGAUACGUUAUGCCAUACCCCAUCCAUGACAGGGAUGAUGCUUAUACAAUUUUCCAGAAUUUAGGGCUGAAGAUGGCAACAAACCUGUUUAUCAGAGUGCCUUCAUGUCUCAUGUACAAAGGAAGAGCAUACCACCAAGCCCACAUUGCCUAUGAUGUUAGUUACAGCAGGGGUUAUGCGAGUAUUCCUCAAAUAACCCGAGAAAGUGCACGGGUAGCGUCAGGCAGACCUGGUCUCCUUGGCGGAGCCCCUGAUGAUGAUACUUUGCCUAUAGAAACAGUGCGAACUUUCUUCCCUGAGACCUGGAUAUGGGACCUGGUGGAUGUUGGAGGGUCUGGAACGAAGGAUGUGUCCCUCACUGUCCCAGACACCAUUACCACAUGGGAGACAGAGGCUUUCUGUUUGUCCCCUCUGGGUUUUGGCUUGGCUCCUCGCAAAGAGAUCAACGUCUUCCAGCCUUUCUUCCUUGAGCUCAGCCUUCCCUACUCCAUCAUCCGUGGGGAGCACUUUGAACUGAAGGCAACCACCUUCAACUACCUGUCUAAGUGCAUCAUGGUCACUGUGACUCCAACUGCCUCCUUAGAUUAUACCCUCAACCCCCUCUCUGGGGACCAGUACACAUCCUGUUUGUGUGGCAAUGAGCGCAAGACCCUCAGGUGGACCAUGGCCCCCUCAGUCUUAGGGGUUGUGAAUGUGACUGUGACUGCUGAGGCUGUGGCAUCACACACAUCAUGUGACAAUGAGAUUGUGAGCGUGCCAGACAGAGGUCGCAUUGAUGUGGUCACACGAUCUCUCAUAGUAAAGGCUGAGGGAACUGAGAUGGCAAAGACCUACAACUGGCUGCUCUGCCCUAAAGGGGAGGCUUUGACAGAGGAAACAAGCAUACAACUGCCUGAGAACAUGAUUGAUGGAUCUGCCCGUGCUUCACUAUCAGUCUUGGGCGACAUCCUGGGCCGAGCCCUGAAGAACCUGGAUGGGCUGCUGAGGAUGCCGUAUGGAUGUGGUGAGCAGAACAUGGCACUUCUGGCCCCCAACAUUUACAUCCUCCAAUACCUGAAAAACACACAGCAGCUGACCCCAGCCAUCAAGGAAAAGGCUUCUAACUUCCUGACCAGUGGCUACCAGAGACAGCUGAACUACAAACAUAGCAGCGGUGCAUACAGCACAUUUGGAUCAGGAUCGGGGAACACUUGGCUGACUGCUUUUGUGCUGAGGUCUUUUGCCAAAGCACAGUCUUUCAUCUUCAUCGACCCAGCAAAGAUUCGACAGUCUAAGUCUUGGCUGGAGCAUAAGCAACGAGAAAAUGGCUGUUUUGAACAGUUAGGAAAACUCUUCAACAACAGAAUGAAGGGUGGUGUGUCUGAUGAAGUGACUCUCAGCGCUUACAUCACUGCUGCCUUCUUGGAGAUGAAUGUGUCCGUAAGGGAUCCAGUGGUGAAUAAGAGCCUGUCUUGCCUCAGGGAGUCCAUCAGUGACCUCAGCAACACCUACACCACAGCUCUGCUGGCGUAUGUCUUCACCCUGGCAGGAGACAUGGAGACCCGUGCUCACCUUCUGAAGCAACUAGACACCGUUGCAAUAAACGAAGGAGGUUUCCUCCACUGGUCUCAGACAGCCACACAAACAUCAGCCUCACUGUCAGUGGAGAUCAGCUCCUACGUGCUGCUGGCCAAACUCAGCGCCUCUCCUACCACUGAAGACCUGGGCUACGCCACACGCAUCGUCAGAUGGCUCACAGGGCAGCAGAACUAUUAUGGAGGCUUCUCCUCCACACAGGACACAGUGGUGGCUCUUCAGGCUCUGGCUCUCUACUCCACGCUGGUGUACGGUCCAGGGGGCUCCAGCACUGUGACAGUUCAGUCUCCCAGUGGCCCGCUGACAUUUGAUGUGAACCAGGACAACAAACUGCUCUACCAGGAGGAGGAGCUGAAGGACGUGACAGGAAAGUACAGCCUGGAGGUGAAGGGCACUGCAUGUGCUUCAAUUCAGCUUUCUCUCCACUACAACAUCCCAACUCCUACUGACGUCACAACCUUCAGUGUGAAGGUCGAUACAGAAGCCGACUGCACCAGCAAAUCUCAGAGACCCAAACUCAGUCUGAAGCUACAGUCUCUAUACAGCGGAAAGGAGAGAAGUACAAACAUGGUGAUCCUUGAUAUCAAAAUGCUCUCUGGCUUUGUCCCAGACCCACAGUCUUUGGGGCUGCUCAAAGGUGCCCUGCUGGUGGAUCGUGUUGAACAAAAGGAAGAUCAUGUCCUCGUGUACCUGCAAGAGUUAAUGAAGGACAUACCCAUCAACCACAGCUUAGAGCUCAUCCAGGAGCUCCCAGUGCAGAACCUGAAGCCGGCUGUGGUGAAGAUCUAUGACUACUACCAGCCAAGUGACCAGGCUGAGACAGAAUACAACUGCCCUUGUGCUUCAGCUUGAAGAAUGAUGUGUGGUCAGCUCUCAGCUCAUCACUGAUUCCAGUGUAAUUUAAAAAGCC
Messenger RNA from Chelmon rostratus (copperband butterflyfish), 4456 nucleotides. RefSeq names its product alpha-2-macroglobulin-like. The transcript has 36 exons. Gene Ontology annotation, cellular component: extracellular region. Bases 1 to 4398 code for a protein of 1465 amino acids. The record is from RefSeq and is a predicted model, not a curated record. Lineage: Eukaryota; Metazoa; Chordata; Actinopteri; Chaetodontiformes; Chaetodontidae. Gene Ontology annotation, molecular function: endopeptidase inhibitor activity.